Punctularia strigosozonata HHB-11173 SS5 is the source of this 602-nucleotide messenger RNA. RefSeq lists its product as uncharacterized. NCBI's taxonomy places the organism in Eukaryota, Fungi, Basidiomycota, Agaricomycetes, Corticiales, Punctulariaceae. The transcript is spliced from 3 exons. The record is from RefSeq and is a predicted model, not a curated record. Bases 12 to 332 code for a protein of 106 amino acids.
AGCCAUAACAGAUGGCAUCCAGUCUCUCGCCCGAGUGCACACCACUCAAACAAUCGUAUGAUGCUUGCUUCAAUGCCUGGUUCGAGGGCUACCUCGAGCCUGCCGUCGCAGCCUCAGCAACCUCAAACGCCUCGGGCAAGAACGACGCGUAUUCGGAUUGGACGAAGAAGAAGACAGCCGAGUACGAGGAGAAGUGCGGAAAGGUCUGGCAGUCCUACCGAGAAUGUAUUUCUAAAGCAGUUUCUGACCGCGGCCUGGACGAAAUGCUCGCUCAGGCUAGGAAGGAGAACCCUCUAAUCCAGUCAUCUUCAUCCUCCCAAACACGGAGUUGAGAAUUUCCAGCUAUCAUAUAUCAGGUACAUCGCCGCUCACUAUGUACAAUCAAUGCACUGGCAACUCGCCCUCCGGUUUGCUUCACACCGCCCUGUUGUGAGGCCUACAUCACUCGCUUGUUAUAGUGUGCAUAUCGUGGGGUCAUACGAAUGACGAGUUAGCUCUUUGUCGAAAUUGCUCCAGCUUGUAAAGUACGCAAUGAUCCGCGAAACUCAUGCAUAAUGUUUCUUGGCGUUGCGUCCUUCGCAAUAAACCAGGAUUAGCAUGAC